GUGUGGAGUCUACAGCUCUAUAUAUAGUGGCUGUUUCCAUAUUACUUGGUGCUCUGCAAUCCCUCCAUAUUUUUAACUCACUUUUGCCAAACUGUUUAACCCAAAAGCAAAAAAACCAGUAAAAUUUUGUGGAGUUUGGAGAUGGAAGAGAAGCUUUCGAGAUCAAGAUUCAAGAGGGUUUGUGUGUUUUGUGGCAGCAGUACUGGGAAGAGGAACUGCUACAAAGAUGCUGCCAUUGAAUUAGCUGAAGAGCUGGUUUCAAGGAGGCUUGACCUUGUGUAUGGUGGAGGGAGCAUUGGGCUGAUGGGUCUGGUUUCCCAGGCUGUUUAUCAUGGUGGAGGGAAUGUUCUUGGGAUCAUACCAAGAACUUUAAUGUGUAAAGAGAUAACAGGUGAAACAGUUGGAGAGGUAAGGCCAGUAGCCGACAUGCACCAAAGGAAGGCAGAAAUGGCCCGCCAUUCCGAUUGCUUCAUUGCCCUACCAGGUGGCUAUGGAACUUUGGAGGAGUUGCUAGAAGUGAUAACUUGGGCACAGCUUGGAAUCCAUGACAAACCUGUGGGAUUGCUGAAUGUUGAUGGAUACUACAACUACCUCCUCACUUUUAUUGACAAAGCCGUGGAUGAUGGCUUUAUCAAGCCUUCGCAGCGCCACAUCAUAGUCUCUGCCCCCAAUGCCAAAGAGCUUGUCCAAAAACUUGAGGAGUAUGUGCCAGUGCAUGAUGGAGCCAUAGCCAAAGCAAGGUGGGAGGUUGAGCAGCAGCAGCAGGUGGUGGUGGGGUUCAAUGCAGGUGCAGCUGCUGCUGCUUUGCAGACAGAGGUAGCUUUGUAAAGGAGUUUUAGACAAAUGGAAAGGAAGGGAUGAAUGUUAGGGAAAAAAGGUGUUGCUUUUUGGGUCUCUGAUUUUGGUGAUAAUAUAAGACCAGGCAUACCAUAAUGGUAUGAUAAGGUUUGAUUGACAAGGAGAUAAAAAGGAAAGAACUAGAACUACAACACUGACUCGUUGACUGCUCUCCAAAUCUUUUUGUUGUUUUAAUUUAGUUUUUAAUGUCUUAUUAGUUAUUAAGUUUCUGGGAUAUUAAGCUGGUUGUAUUUUGUGAUCCACUGGAAUCAUGUACAAAGAUUAUUAUAUAGAAAGAACAAGAAGCAAGAUCCAAAAAAUUUGCAGUAGCUGCAGCA
Pyrus x bretschneideri (Chinese white pear) is the source of this 1175-nucleotide messenger RNA. RefSeq names its product cytokinin riboside 5'-monophosphate phosphoribohydrolase LOG5-like. Gene Ontology annotation, cellular component: cytosol; nucleus. The transcript has 7 exons. Gene Ontology annotation, biological process: cytokinin biosynthetic process. Bases 142 to 828 code for a protein of 228 amino acids. Gene Ontology annotation, molecular function: hydrolase activity, hydrolyzing N-glycosyl compounds. NCBI's taxonomy places the organism in Eukaryota, Viridiplantae, Streptophyta, Magnoliopsida, Rosales, Rosaceae. The record is from RefSeq and is a predicted model, not a curated record.